This is a messenger RNA of Guyanagaster necrorhizus, 216 nucleotides long. RefSeq lists its product as uncharacterized. Lineage: Eukaryota; Fungi; Basidiomycota; Agaricomycetes; Agaricales; Physalacriaceae. The transcript is spliced from 3 exons. The record is from RefSeq and is a predicted model, not a curated record. The annotation marks the transcript as partial.
AGCGAUGGAACGCGUUGGUUGAAAUGCAUGCAUUUCCAACGCCACAUGAUUACCGCCAUCGUGGAUUGCAACUCCCGACGGUGCACACAAAGCCUAAGGCAUCCCCGGGACUGUCGCCUGCCGACCUGUUUACAGAACUUUGGCGAAGAGAUCCAGACAGAUGUUGAUAAAGUCGACGAGUACUGCUUUGCAUGCCGUGCCGCCCAAGCGCGCGCU